AUUUAUGUAUUUUUUAGUGUGAUUGCAGUUGAAAGUUGAAAGUGUCAACCCAGCUAAUAUUAAUGACAACACAAAAUAGUGAGAAUUCGAAGAGAAGGUGGUGUGGAUACUGUGCACUGUAAAAACGAAGCAGGAGAUAAGGAAGGAACCGCGGCUGGCCGUGGUGUGUGCGAGCGCUGAUCGAGCACUUGUAAGAUCGAAAAGUUAAUAUCAGUUGCCGUAAGAGAGCGCCCAAGUUUGUGUUGCAAGAUGGCGGAUAUAUCCUACUUCCAGAAUGAUGAGCUGGAAGAAGACCCCAAUGACGAAAUGGAAGAAGAAUAUAACAAAGAUGCGUACGAUAAAAAUUAUGAUGAAAACUAUGGAAAAGAUUACGAGAGUGCGUACGAGUCAGCAGAUGUUGUGGUCACAAACAUGCAGAGGGAUCCGAGAUUGCUUGAGGACGAUGGAGUAAUCCGCCUUGAAGAGCAUGUCACGUCGAACACCUCCUGUGAAAGACAAGUGGUCGGGGAGAUCUUGCUGGGGAUCUUUCAGAACGCCGUCAAGUCGAAAACCGUGGUUAACGUCUCGAGGGUGUUCGAACCACUCAAACACAUCAUCCAUGACCCAGAAGCUGCAGUGAAAUCAACGUUGGUCGUCUGUUUACCCAACAUCUUGGUAUUGUAUCAGGAAGUACCACGUGUAUUCAGUGAGAGUCCGACUCGGCGGGUGCUUAACAUCGUCACUGGAUACCUUCAUGAUUCUGAAACUCAGGUACGGCAAGAUGCGUUGGGGGUCAUUAAAACGCUGCUGGACCGCGAGCUACUGGACGAAGAGUCCAUCGAGCAGGACCUGUGCAAAACUAUCAUCGAUCUCUCGUGUCACGUGAGCUACGACUUGCAAUCAUUGGCGCUUAGUCUCAUGACGAGAGUGAAUCCAUUCAUAGGGGAUGAACUGACGGAGAAGCUAUUCCUCGAUCGGUUUCUCGAUCUGUGCACGAGCGAUGCCUUCUUGGUCAGAAGGGUGUGCGCCUCCAUAGUGGGCGAGUUCUGCACGAUAUUGUCGAAAGAGGCAAUUUACAACAAAUUGCUACGCGCAUACUCGAAACUGUGCAUGGAUGCGGUGUGGAGCGUGCGAAAAACAACGGUCGACGUGAUGAUGUCGGUGGUACGGUGCGUGCCCCUGUCGAUGCGCCGGCAUUUACUCUCGAAGCUUCUUGUCCAGCACUUGCGCGAUGAAUCGCGCUGGGUCCGACGCUCGGCCUACGAGAUCCUGGGCCCGUUCAUUUCCACCUUCGCUAAGCAGUUCAACGAGCUCAUCUGCGACCAGAAGGGCGAGCUCGUGCUUGUUCACGAGAAUGAGCGUGGCUGGCCUCGUUUCAACGUAGUUCCUGUGGCUAAGUUUUCAGAUAUUCUUUCGGAAAACCUCAAUUUUAACAGCAAAUUGAGAGAUAGCUCGAUAGAAGAAAGAAGUUGGGCCACUUUACAAGCACAGACACGCAAUAAAGCAGAUAUGUAUAUACCAGGGGAUCCAUACGACGUUAUACUAAAGAAUAAAAUCAGCCAAAUGAAAGAUUAUGAAAACUUUAACACGUUUAAGUACUACUACAAUCCACCUGAUACGCCUCUUGAUAUGGAUUUCGUAAAAUCUAUUAUCAGUGAAGAUUCAGGCACGAGUGACAACGACAUCGCAAAUGACGAUAAUUCCACAAACACUGAUGAGAAUAUCUCUUCCAACGAUGAUGUUAAAAAUUAUCCAAUCAGCAAUGGUUGGGCAACUUACGAUGGUGUUCAAGAUAAUGAGAACAAUACUGAAAAUAACAGCGAACAACAACCACAAAAUCAAAAAAUCCAGUUAUCCGAUGAUAAUGAAAAUAACGUGAAUUAUAAGCAAGAGCAAGAACACCAGCAACAGCAAAAUACAGACAGUAAUGAUAAUAAUGACAAUGAAAACAACGAGCCCAAGGUCAGGCUCCAAAUGUAUGAAAACGAGGAGAAUCGUGAUGAGAAUAGUGACGACGAGGAUUAUACAAGCCGUGAACAGAGGAAGACCAGACGCAAUCGUUGUACUAGCGAUAUUCGUUGCGGAAUCUUGAAUAAUACGUUCGACGUGUCUUUCUCAGAACAGGGCUCUUCUUCAAACAACGCCCGUUCUUACGACUCUUCGCUCGAAUUUUACGAUUCGGACUGGGAAGACGAUGAUAACGACAUAGUGCCAGGAAUUCUCGUCAGGUAUUACAUCAAAAUGGCAUGGAACCAGUCCAAUUCGAACGAAGGCGGUCCGGGUCUCGACUAUCAUUGUGCCUUUAGCUUUCCUGCUGUCGUACUGACUCUAGGCAAAGAAAAUUGGCCCAAACUGAAAGACGCAUACCAGUCACUUGCUGGCGCUGUAACAUGGAAGGUGCGUAGCACCCUGGCUUCGAGCAUCCACGAAAUCGCCACAAUUAUCGGCAAAGAGUACACCGCAUCUGAUCUCGUUCCAAUUUUCAAUGGAUUCAUUAAGGAUUUGGACGAGGUCAUGAUUGGUGCGCUCAAGCACUUCGGCACCUUCUUGAACGUUCUCAGUCCUCAAGAUCGAACCCAGUAUUUGUCAAAGCUCAACGAUUUCCUUGUCACCGACAGCAAGUGGAACUGGAGACUUAGAGAAGAACUUGUCAAACAGCUAUCUUUCAUCAUCAAGUUGUACCAGAGCAUGGAUGUAGCUCAAUAUAUUGCGCCUCUUCUGUUGCACCUAAUGCAAGAUAGAGUUGCAGCUGUUCGACAAGAGGCGAUUCACGCUGUGGCUACCACAAUAUCGUAUCUAGACUCGCACAGUGAUGACGCGUUGGCGAUAGCCAUGCUUCGAGAAAUGAGGAACUUGCUUAAGUCGCACGCAACCGAAAGAUGGAUGAUUCGCCAGACCUAUGCACUUGUCUGUCAGAAGCUUAUCGAGAAUACAAUUGUCACCGGUGAGGUCUUUGCUCGUGAACUUCUGCCAUAUUUGUUUGAGCUGUCGUAUGAUAGGGUACCCAACGUCAGGCUUGUCGUUGCUCGAACGUUCAGCGAAUUGGUUUAUCAAAUGCCCACUUACUUUGAUACGGAACUGAUGAAUGAAGUGAGACAAAAACUAAAAGAUAUGCAAAAGGAUGCCGACAGAGACGUGCGCAUGUUUGCCAGUGAGCUGUCAGACAAAUUUUUCUAAGAGUUAUCAAUUAUACCUAAAUACACUAAAUACGAAUGGCAUAGCAUGAUAUUCGCGUUAAGCCUUCGAAAGAAGGCAAAAAUUUUGUUUUCCAUUAUGGUUUGACAUGAAUUUUACUUAGUCUGGUGAGAUGAGAAUUAAUGUCAAGUUAUUGAAAAAUAAAAUCUCAAGAUUCAUAAAGAUAUAAAUGCGCAAGCAUUAGCAAUAAAUCAGCUUUUUUUUUAUCCAUAUUUUCUUUUGAUUCUCGUAAAUUUACAAAUUCACUGUGGUUACUAGAUAACAAACAAGAACACUGCUGCGACUAAGUGAUAAAAAAAUAAUAUCUCAAUUAUGUUACUGCCGAUAAACGAUAAAGAAAACAGCAAGAUCCGUCGAGUUGCGUUCGUAGUUCAUGUUAUGCAUUGUGCUAAAGGACAUGAUGUUUAAAUGCACAUUUAUAGUAAAGAAGUUUGUACACAUAAAAUAAAAAUCCAAACAUCAAUGUAAUUUUGAGUAUUUUAGAUGCGCGAUUAUGUAUUUCAGGAUGUGAGCGUUAAUCUUUUUUUUCUUAACUGCCAAAUAUUAAUGAUUUCCUUCUACGAAACAAGUAGCAUUCGGAAAUACUGAUGUUUCUGAAGCAAUUUAUUAUAUCUACUUACGCAUGGUGUAACGAAAAAGUUACAAUAGGAAAGCCAUGUAUUACUCAAGUAAUACAUUUUUAAAUUAAAGUAAGCGUUUAUACCGUGCAUCCUGUUUAUUCGGCAUACUUUUCUGCAAUUAAUAUGUAAAUAAAGUUGAGAAAUAGCGAUACGUCACGUUUUUGAAGCAAACAAAAAGUAUAUGUAUGAAAUUGUUUAUACUCACUCAUCAAAUUUUGAAGUACAAUCUUUUAUAACGCGUGUUAUUUUAUUUACGUUUAAUUAGUUUUACAUUCAGCUUUGUUGCCUUGACAUUCAAACAGUUUUUUGCUCGAUGUUUUUAAAUUUUUGUAAACCUAAGCAUUUUAUAAUAAUUUUUAAUAAAAUAUUACAGCACUGAUUGCUAACUCACACUAGCAAAGAUAAAGAUGGUUGCGCACUCGCGACAUUGUUUUUGUACUUUUUCAAAGGAGAAAGCGUAAUUAGAGAUAUAAAUAAUUGUACAGUAUAAGAGAUUUAACGUAAACAGCCCGAAAACUUACGACGCAAGAAUUUUUCGCGAAAUUCUUUUUUAAUAGUAAACUAAUUUGUUGCGUUCGUGUUCAGUGAGAAAUUCUCGCUGGCAAGUUUUUGGGAAUCAUCGUCGACUCGCAAAAUUUUGCGUAAGCAAGUUAUCUUUUUUUUUUUUUUUUUUUUUUUUUUUUUUUUUUUUUUUUUUUUUUUUUUCCGUAGUUUUCUUUUACUACGUAGCUACUCAAGCCCGCAAUUUUUUCAUAAACAAAUAUUGUGCAGUGUCAUAUAUCGAAGUCUUUUUAUUUUUUUCAUAGAUUCUGAACAUGAUUUUGAUUAAAUAACGGUCAUUUAUAAAAAUUAAUAUACAACUGUCAAUUUUAUAAGCUGUCAAUCGCUACAUUUCCUCUGUACUGUAAUUAAAAUUUAAAAAUAUAUUUAAGAAAAAUGAAUUUGUAUGAGACUUUAAUAUUAACUUGAUUUCGAUAUUAUUUAAAUCAUUCAGCACUUUUCCAUUAAAAGUUGUAUUUUCUUACUCUUUCAAAGAUUCUGGUUUCACACAAUAAUCAAAAUACCAUUGCGUAUUUUUUUUUUCUUUCAAAUUUAAUACUUAAAUUCAAGUCAGUCUUUGAUCACUUUAAUGAUAAUGCUCAAAAUGUCGACGAGCUUUUUUUAAGAUUAUAAAUUUAACAAAAGUAUUUUUUAGAUUUUGGAUACCUACAACGGUAGUGUAAAUAUUCACAGUUUUGCAAUAUUCAAAGACUGAAUGUGCUAUUUUGCUCAAAGACUCAUUUUUCCACGCGAUGACCACUGCUCGUUAUAUGUGAACACAUGUGAAGAGAUCAAGAUGAGUGAUUGUGUGUACAUUAUGUAUUUGCUAACGAGAUGAGGAAGUAAUAAAUCA
Copidosoma floridanum is the source of this 5187-nucleotide messenger RNA. RefSeq names its product serine/threonine-protein phosphatase 4 regulatory subunit 1. Lineage: Eukaryota; Metazoa; Arthropoda; Insecta; Hymenoptera; Encyrtidae. Gene Ontology annotation, biological process: protein dephosphorylation. Gene Ontology annotation, molecular function: protein phosphatase regulator activity. The record is from RefSeq and is a predicted model, not a curated record. Gene Ontology annotation, cellular component: cytoplasm.